Gadus chalcogrammus (walleye pollock) is the source of this 3609-nucleotide messenger RNA. RefSeq names its product adenylate cyclase type 8. The coding region runs from base 1 to 3609 and encodes 1202 amino acids. Gene Ontology annotation, molecular function: adenylate cyclase activity. Gene Ontology annotation, cellular component: plasma membrane. Gene Ontology annotation, biological process: adenylate cyclase-activating G protein-coupled receptor signaling pathway; intracellular signal transduction; cAMP biosynthetic process. NCBI's taxonomy places the organism in Eukaryota, Metazoa, Chordata, Actinopteri, Gadiformes, Gadidae. The transcript has 21 exons. The record is from RefSeq and is a predicted model, not a curated record.
AUGGUCCAGAAUGCAUUGAAGGGUCAGCUAAAGGUCAUCAUCAUGGUGACCUUUGCAGAGACUAAGAUGGUCUCCCCCAUGGAGCUUUGCGAGCCCACCUGCCAUAUCAUCCCGCUGUCCCCAGGGCUUCGGCGGAAAAAGAUGAUGUGGCAAAAAGCUGUGAAACACAUCAUCAUCCAGAAGGAGCUUAAUGUCCAGGUGGGCGUGGAGCCCGCGCCCAAGAUGUUCGUGACCGACGCCUACAUCGAGGCCAUCAACCGGCAGAUCCGCGACAAGGCCUCGCGCGGCUCCAAGCGGCGCUCCUCCGCGGUCCGCGUGUUCCCCGUCCCCCAGAGCUCCUCCAGCCCGCACGCCAGCCCGCUGGCGGGCGGCUACGUCAGCGAUGCAGACUUCUUUGUGCGCUGGGGCCACGCGGUGCGCAGCGUCUUCAUCCCGACCCUGAGGCACACCUUCAAGUCCGGGGACCUGGAGAAGCUGUACCAGCAGCACCUGUCCCACCAGCGCCGCAGCUCGCUGGCCGUCGCCAACGUCAUCGACGCCGUGGCCAAGCUCCACAUCCUGGUGCUGUACCUGGCGCUGGCGCCGGAGGCCGUGCCGGACCACCUGCGCGGGUGGCUCACGGCCCUCUUCAUGGCGCUCGCCGUGACCCUGUGCGUGGUGGUGAUGACCUGCAAGGCCUCCAUAUCGCCGCGGUGGCUCCGUUACGCCGGCCUGGCCAGCUGGCUGUCCCAGACCACGCAGGGGCUGGGGGGGCUGGGGUACGGGCUGGAGCGGGACCCCUCGGGGUAUGUGCUCUUCACGCUGUUCGCCACGUACACGCUGCUGCCGCUGCCCCUGCUGUGGGCCAUGUGCGCCGGCGCCCUGACGUCGGCACUGCACCUGGGGGCGGAGGCGGUGCACUGCUACCACGACGCCCUGCUUCUGAGACAGGUGUUUGCCAAAGGCCUGCUUUACUUUGGGAUGAACACAGCAGGCUUAUUCAUCCACUAUCUGACAGACCGUUCCCAACGGCAGGUUUUUCUUGAGACCCGUCGUUGCAUCGAGGGCCGCCUCAAACUGGAGAUAGAGAACCAGAGACAGGAGCGUCUGGUGCUGUCCAUCCUGCCUUCCUUUGUUGCCUUGGAGAUGAUAGCUGAUAUGAGCACUUUAGAGGAUGAGCUCAGUACACAGGAAUUUCACAAGAUCUAUAUCCACCAGUACAAAGAUGUCAGUAUCCUUUUUGCUGAUAUCAAGGGCUUCACCCUGUUAUCCAUGAACCUCUCUGCUCAGGAGCUGGUCAAAGUACUCAAUGAACUGUUUGGCCGCUUCGAUCGGCUGGCAGAGGAAAACCAUUGUAUGAGGAUAAAGAUCCUAGGAGACUGUUACUACUGUGUGUCCGGGGUGCCUGAGCCCCAGCGUGGCCACGCCCGCUACUGCGUGGAAAUGGGCCUGGCCAUGAUCAGCACCAUCCGGCUCGUGAAGCAGCAGCUCAAACACGACGUGGACAUGCGGAUCGGGAUCCACUCGGGCUCGGUGCUGUGCGGGGUGCUGGGCCUGCAGAAGUGGCAGUUUGACGUCUGGUCCUGGGACGUGGGCAUCGCCAACAUGCUGGAGGCUGGAGGCAUCCCUGGACGCAUCCACAUCUCCCGGGCCACGCUGGACUGCCUGGACGGGGUCUACCAGACCGAGCUGGGACACGGAGCGGACAGGAGCGAGUUUCUUCGUAAGCACAAGAUCGACACCUUCCUGGUCUGUCCUAAAGAGAAUGGGACCCCCCUCGAACAAACGGAGCGCACCAAAACCGGGAAGGCGAGCCGCACGUGGAACCCUGAGCUGCCCUUUGGGAACAUCACCGAUAUGAACUGUAUCCUGGCCUCCUUCACCAAUGGAUCCCUGGCCCAGCUGCCCAACCCGCGCCAGUCCACCGCAAAGGAGAUCAACAGGCGCAUCCAGCACGCCAUCCAGGUGCGAAGCGGCGACCGCAUGCACCAGGAGCACAUCGCCCCCUUCACGCUGGUCUUCAAGGACACACACAUCGAGAGCAAGUUCUCCCAGAUGAGAGAUGAAAUGUUCAACUCCAACUUGGUUUGCUCCUUCAUCAUGCUCCUCUUCCUCAUGGCUGCCCAGGCCCUUAUCCCCGCCCCCAGGCAGUACCCAGCCGUUCUCCAGUUCUCCCUCUUCCUGCUGGCCUACCUCCUGCUGCUCCUGCUGGCCCUGGCCGAGGAGUUCAGCCGGGCCCCCUGGGCCCUACAGCAGGCCUGCUGCUGGAUCCACGAGAACAACAGCGCCCGCAACCUGCUCACGCUCGCCGCCAUCGCCAUCCACUUUGGCCUGGCCUCCUUCGACAUGAUGUGGUGCAUUAUAAGGGAUAAGGAGCCAGCAUUGGCUGAGGUCACAGACAGAAACAGCCCUGCUUCCCCCAACCAACAACCACUUAGCCUUUGCACUUACCCAGAGUUCUUCGUGUUGAGCGGGGUGAUCGCCAUGGUGACCUGCGCAGUAUUCCUGCGUCUCAACUCCCAGCUGAAGCUGGCAAUGUUGCUGCUGGCUAUGGCUGCAAACUGUUGUCUAAUUCACCUGGCCUUCAACAUGCUCAGCCAAGACACACUGCACAGGUCUAGCUACCUGCGGAGAAAAGGAAUCUCAAUUCUUCUCAUGGCCAUGUUUCUGGUCGCUAUUUCCUACAAUGGACGGCAGUGGGAGGCCACGGCCAGGCUGGACUUCCUGUGGCGCCUGCAAGCCCAACAGGAAGUAGAGGACAUGAGGGAGUUACGUGAACACAAUGCGUGUUUGCUACACAACAUUUUACCAGCACACGUGGCCCAACAUUUUUUGGAGAGAGGCAAGAAUGACAAGGAGCUCUACUCCCAGUCCUACGAUGAAGUGGGCGUGAUGUUCGCCUCCAUUGCUGGCUUCAACGACUACUACGAGCAAAAAGAGAUCAAACACGAAGGGGUGGACUGCCUGCGACUGCUGAACGAGAUCAUCGCUGGCUUUGACGAGUUGCUGGAGGAGUCCUACUUCCACUUUGUGGAGAAGAUAAAGACCAUCGGGAGCUGUUACAUGGCUGCCUCUGGUCUGGCGCCAGACAAACAGGGGAGGAGGUAUGAAUGGAACCACCUGAGUGAGCUGGUUCUAUUCGCACUAGCCAUGCAGGAGACCUUGAAGGAGAUUAACAGGAACGCGGGCAAAAACUUCCAGCUACGUGUGGGCAUCGCCCAUGGGCCGGUGAUUGCUGGGGUCAUCGGGGCCACAAAGCCACAGUACGACAUCUGGGGCACCACGGUGAACCUGGCCAGCCGCAUGGACAGCACCGGGGUGAACGGCCGCAUCCAAGUGCCCGAGGCCACCAAGAAACUACUGGCUGACUGGGGCUUUGUGCUGGAGCUGAGGGGGGAGAUUUUCGUCAAGGGGGUGAGCGAGUCCAAGGGGAAGGUCCGCACCUACUUCAUCGGCAGCAUGCGGAGCAGGAACUCCCACAGCCGCAAAGAGAGACUCAACAAGAGGCGGUCCGGGGCCCGACACACCCUGGCCGAGGUGGUGUUUGGGCUGGUGCAGGCCAGGAACAAGGAGAAGAAGAGGGAGCCUAAUCCAAGCCUGACUGUGUUGCCCUGCCUUUCUGACUGCUGA